AUGGUAAUCGCUUUCGGACAGGCUCACUCCAACCACCGGAAGGUUGCGGCUGAUGGAGAAAGCCGCGAAGAGUCGCUCAUCCAGGAGUCUGCCUGCAAAGAAGCGUAUUACGAGCAGCGCAUGCAGGAGCUGCAGGCCGAACUCCGACAAACACGCACCAUCCUGACCAACGUCCAGUCUGAGAACGAACGGCUCGCCACCAUCACGCAGGAGCUCAGAGAGAACAGUCAGAUGGUGGAGCUGCAGAGGUCUCGGCUGCGGGACGACAUCAAGGAGUUUAAGUUCAGAGAGUGUCGCCUGCUGCAGGACUACAGCGAGCUGGAGGAGGAGAACAUCACACUGCAGAAACACGUGUCUGUCCUCAAGCAGAGCCAGGUUGAGUUUGAGGGUCUGAAGCAUGAAAUCCGGCGUCUGGAGGAGGACACUCAGUUUCUGAACAGUCAGCUCGAGGAUGCCAUCCGUCUGAAGGAGAUCGCAGAGAGACAGCUUGGAGAAGCUCUGGAGACCAUCAAGACUGAGAGAGAGCAGAAGGCGGCUCUGAGGAAGGAGUUGUCUCAGUACAUGAGCAUCAGUGACUCCAUGUACCACAGUCCCCUGAGCAUCUCUCUGGAUGGCCUGAAGUUCAGCGAUGACGCCUCCAUCGAGCCCAACAAUGACGAACCGCUGCACGUCUAUGAGAACGGCUUCGAAAAAAUCACAGACAACAACGACAACCGCGUCUCCACACCCAAGAAAAGCGAGCUCUUCCAGCCGUCCUCUAGUCUGGUGGACAACCUGCUGAACGAGCUGAACAUCUCCGAGAUCCAGAAGCUCAAACAGCAGCUGCUGCAGGUGGAGCGGGAGAAGGUGACUCUUCUGUCCACGCUGCAGGAGUCUCAGAAGCAGCUGGAGCAGGCCAACGGAGCUCUCUCUGAGGAACAUGAGAAGGUCGGACGGCUCACCGAAAACCUCAACGCCAUCCGAAAACUCCAGGCCAACAAAGAGCGACAGUCCGCCCUGGAUAACGAGAAGGAGCGCGACAGCCAUGAGGACAGCGAAUACUACGAGGUGGACAUCAACGGCCCCGAGAUCCUCCAGUGCAAGUACAAGGUCGCCGUUUCUGAAGCGAGUCAACUAAAGGAGGAGCUCAAAACACUCAAGGCGGAGCAUUCGGCCUGUCAGUCGCAGUAUCAGGAGGAGCGGGCGCAGCUGGAGAGCCAGGUCGCAUCUUUAAACGCACAGCUCACGUCUCUGGAGCGCAGCAGCCGGUCCGAGCGUGAGCAGCUAGCACGACUAGAGAAAGAGCUCCGACAGGCUAGCGAAGUAGCAGGGGAGUCGCAGGGCAGCCUUAACAUCGCGCAAGAUGAGCUAGCCACCUUUAGCGAGGAGCUAGCCAAUCUGUAUCACCACGUCUGCAUGUGUAACAACGAAACUCCCAACCGUAUCAUGCUGGAUUACUACCGUGAAGGUAAAUCUGGUGUGAACGGGACGCAGACCAACGGUUGGUGCAGCCCUGAUGGUCGCGGCCGGCGUUCUCCAAUCCUGCUAACCCGCGGGCUGUUUCCUACCGCCGAAUCUAGUGAUGGCACCUCAUCUCCCAUCUCAUCCAUCCCAUCCCCGGUGGCCGAUCCACGCAAGGAGCCCAUGAACAUCUACAACCUAGUGGCCAUCAUCCGCGACCAGAUCCGGCACCUUCAGCUGGCCGUAGACCGCACCACGGAGCUCUCCCGCCAGCGCAUGGCCUCUCUGGAGCUGGGCCUCGGGGCUGACCGUGAGCAGGAGGCCAGCGUGGAGGAAAUCCUCAAACUCAAAUCUCUGCUCAGCACCAAGAGGGAGCAGAUCGCCACGCUCAGAACCGUCCUGAAGGCAAACAAGCAAACUGCUGAAGUGGCUCUGGCCAACCUAAAGAGCAAAUAUGAGAAUGAAAAGGCGAUGGUGACCGAAACCAUGAUGAAGCUUCGCAACGAGCUCAAAGCGCUGAAGGAGGACGCAGCCACGUUCUCUUCACUCAGAGCAAUGUUUGCUACCCGUUGUGACGAAUACGUGACUCAACUGGACGAGAUGCAGAGACAGCUAGCAGCAGCGGAGGACGAGAAGAAGACGCUUAACUCUCUGCUACGGAUGGCCAUCCAGCAGAAGCUAGCGCUCACGCAGCGCCUGGAGGAUCUGGAGUUUGAUCACGAGCAAAUACGCCGGCCUGGAGCCAACGGGCGCACCAGAAACACCGCGCCGCGCAUCAAAUCCAGCCAAACGCACUUACAUUCGGUCUGAAUCUGAUCUGGGAACUCGACAAAUUUCUCCACAAAUCCAGACUUAAGUUUUUUGGAUUACAAGAGACACUGGAUUGCCUUUACUUGUAAUCAUCGGAAAUGCAAACAUUUGUUUUAUUUAUAUAUAUAUAUAUAUAUUUGCUUGUAUAAUGAGGAUAUUUAGGGUUUUAUGCGCACAUGGGAAGCCAUUGGGUCACAAAGUCCUGAAAACCUGAGCUCGUAGAAAAAAAAUGGGUCAAUGUUUUUUUUUUUGUCUAAAUAUUCAUUCACAUUUUGAUUGUUUUUGUAAUCAUUCCUAUUUUAAUAUAAGGUUAAACUGCUUUAUAUUACGAUUAUUAGAGGUGUUCUGGUUUGUGAGUCACUUCACGUAUUUUACACUAAUAGUAUUGAAUAGUAUUCUUUACGUUGAUCACGUUAUUAUAACUCGCGCAAUUCAUGAUCUACUCGUCAUCUUUAUGAAACGAUUCGUACGUGGUAUUCGUGUGUUCUACUGACAUGUUUUUACGUUCGCUUUACUGCCAUCGCCGGCGCUCAGACGCUGAGCUAUUGUCUAUUUAUUAUCAUCAUUUUGUCUAUGUAAUACUAAAAGUUAACCGAAUAAAAAUAAUCAGACGUAAAAACCAGCAAAUUAAUAAACGUAUUUAACACUGAAUAGAUUUUUAACACCUUACACUAAGGUUCAAAUAUCAGCAUUUAUGAAUCUAGGUUUAUUUCUUUUAUAUACAAGUAUAUUAGUAUUGUGACUUUUCUACAUUAAGGUUUCAUUUGUUAACAUGACUUAAUGCGUUAGCUAACAUGAACUAACAAGGAGCAAAAUAUUACAGUGUUUAAUUAUCUGUUAGCAAAAAUACAGUCCUGAAUUGUUUAUGAUAGUUGCUUUAAUGUGUAUAAAAACACGCGAGUAAGAAAAUAUUAGUAAAUGUCGAACCUAGAUUAAUACUGUAGAACUACUGCUCAUCGUUAGUUGUCGAAUGUUAAUAAAUGAAACUAUUUUAAUGCUGGGUUCACACCGAAUGCGAAUUUAAGAAUUUGCCCAAAUUACAUUAUGUGAAUAUUAUUAGGUAGAGUAGUUAGAUAAUGUGUAAUGUGCGAUGCGUUUGCGGUAUUCGUGCAAUUGCAUCUUCCAUGCAAGAUGAAAAAAUUAGAGUCGAAAAACAUCCUUUGAGUAAUUUAGAGCAAUUUCGAAUUUGGUGUGACCACUGCAAAGUGUUACGUCUCAUUCACACGGGGCGUCUGCGUUAACGCUUGAACUGUGUGUCUGACAUUUUACAUUGAAUUGAUUGUCAUGGUAACAACAGCCAAUCACAUCCAGCUUCAGUUGCGUCAAAAAAAAUGGAACACAAAAACAUAGUAGUAGUUAUGUUCAAAAGUGGAUUAUUUAUAUUUACCAGUCUUGAUAAUACACUAUUCCUCCCAUCUUUUUUGAUGUACUGCCAUUUUCUAGUGUUGAUUAGCGAACUUGAUUGGCUAGCAUGAGCACUAUUAUAUUUGAAUAAAGCCAUCUGAUUGGCUGACGCAUAUUAGCGCUUAAAAAUUCAAUUUCUGAUGUUUUGCAUUGUCGUGAUCACCAUAAUAACAUCAGUCAGGUUCACGUAUAUCCACCUGAUUGGCUGAUGUAUGUUAGUAUUUAAAAAUUUUCAACUACUGACAUUUUGCAUUGAUGUGAUUGUCAUAGUACAUUUUUUUUGACGUACGACUAUUCUCUGGUGUUUCGCGAACUUUAUUGGAUAGCGUCUUCACUAUUAUAUUUGAAUAUAGCGAUCUGAUUGGCUAGCACAUGUUAGCGCUUAAUGUUAUUAACUUCUGACAUUUUUCGUUGACUUGAUCGUCAGAGUAUGCUAUUACUCCAUUUUUGUUAAAGUACUGCUAUUCUGCAGUGUUGCAUGAACUUGAUUGGCUAGCAUCUUCACUAUUAUAUUUGCAUACAGUGAUCUGCUUGGCUUAUGCAUGUUAACGAUUAAGAAGAUUUAAACUUAGACAUUUUACGUUGACGUGAUCGCCAUAGUACGAUUUUCCUCCAUUUUUUUGACUAAUAACUGUUCUCUGGUCUUGCGAAAACUUGAUUGACUACCAUCCUCACUAUUUUAUUUGCAUAAAUUGAUCUGAUUGGCUGACGCAUGUGUUGGUGCUUAAAAAAUCCAGCUUCUAUAAUCAAUGGACCCAACACAAAUCAACUUACCCAUGAUUCAGUUCAGCAAUGCUUGUCGUCACUCCAUUAAAAGUAAAUAAGAAGCGUUAAUGUUGACGCCCCGUGUGAACGGCGCAUUACCAAGCACAUUUUUAACGUUGUUCAAAUAAACACUAGGUUAAUGUAACGAAUUAUCGACGUUCGCGACAUGUUACCGAACUCUAGUGUAUUGUAAGUGUUUGCCGUUUUUCUUUUCUCCAUUUCAAGCACCUUCGCUCAAGCUUUACGCGGAUCACUGACCUCCUGCAUUCUGUGCAAGAAAAAAUAAUUAAUUCCAAAUUGGAAUGCCGUCAUUCUCUCUCUCUAUCGUGCCAAGUGUCGGUACAAACGUUCGGUUGGUUCACGAAUCAGAAACGCUUCGUUCGAGGGUUCGCCCUGCUUUUCCGACCCUCCAUUCGGGUUCGUUUUUCGUUUGUGAUCUUCAUUCUGACCAUUAUAGUGCCUUUUUUUUGUUGUUCUUCUGAUAACGAGAGAAUGAAUCCUUAGUUUAGCGUUUAGUUUUAGCAUUUUUUUUCUGUUUCUCACUCCUUAAGGAUGAACAGCGGAUGAUGUUUCCGACUUAGCAGCAGCAAUAAGUACAGAAGACAUUCAUUCUGUUUUCAAGGGUGCGAAUCAUUAGAGAAAUAAAUCCCAUUGUGCCGAAUUCGUCAGGUCAGUGAUCCUAAUAGCAAAUUCAGGGGUUUUAGAACACGUUAUUUUUUUCGCCAGAAUGGUUUUGAAGCUAGAAUUGAUCAUGAAAAUGAACGGAGACACGAACCCGGUGUGUGUUUUUUGUGUUAUUUUAGCGGUGUAGAAGAGCUGGUGUGAUAUUGAUCGUGUUGUGAGGAAGCUCGUGUCUUUUUUUGUUAAUGGUUUUGUUUUCUUUUUUUAUUUUCUACAUGGUUAUAUGAGCAUUACAACUUCAGGAAACAGAAAACGUGCUGCAUCAACAAGCCGAUGCUGGCAUGAACGCCGCAUUGUGUUUGUUGAGGCGAAAAAAUUAUUAAAUGUGUUCGGCAAGAGAGGAAGAAAACAAAAUUAAGUGCAAUUACAACCUGGAGUUGAGAUGGUAAAUGAGGUUUUCUGUUUGCUGGAAGUGAUGGCGUUGUGAUUAUUCAACUAGCUGUGGAAGCUUAUUAUCGGACACUCUUAUUAUUAUUACUAUUAAUAUUAUUAUUGUGUUCCAGUAUUGAUCUCUAAGGAUCUAUACGUUUGAUACCUUUAUAUGAAACGAUGACACGCAUUUGUUUGUAUUAAUUUGAAACGUGGAACUGAACUUUCUAAUGUGCAUUACUCCGUCAUAUGCAUGUUUCCGUCAGCUAUGAGACUUGUACACAGAACUGAAAACAAACUCAGAACUCCAAAGACUCGACUUGAAAAGGACAAAAAUGUUUAGUUUUUGAAAGAAUUAGACCUUUUACACUUGAACUAACCCGAGUAUUGUUUUCUAGAGGUUUACCUGUCUGUGUAGGGGGAGUCAUGCUGGUUAAAGUCAGUAAAAACAAAAUAAAAGUCACUCAGCGUU
Danio rerio (zebrafish) is the source of this 5941-nucleotide messenger RNA. Lineage: Eukaryota; Metazoa; Chordata; Actinopteri; Cypriniformes; Danionidae. The record is from RefSeq and is a predicted model, not a curated record.